This is a messenger RNA of Gadus morhua (Atlantic cod), 1084 nucleotides long. It is a transcript of the gene nicn1, whose product is annotated as nicolin 1. Lineage: Eukaryota; Metazoa; Chordata; Actinopteri; Gadiformes; Gadidae. Bases 130 to 780 code for a protein of 216 amino acids. The transcript has 7 exons. Gene Ontology annotation, cellular component: nucleoplasm. The record is from RefSeq and is a predicted model, not a curated record.
GCCAGGAAGUGUUGUGCGGUAAACAGAAGCGCGUCUUUACUUGGAGAAUUGACCAAAACGUAGCUCUUAAACAUUGCCCCCGCUGACCUCCAAGAGCAGACACUACCGUCGUUCAACAAGAGGAUCAGGAUGAGCGAGAGCAGUGACCUCACAGACCAUGUGACCUGCACCAUCAAGGCUUCUGUGAAUCUACAGAUCGGCGACACCAAAACAGAGAUUUCCCAGUCGGGUGUGUCCGUGGUCGACAUCAACCUGCCCUUCGGAAAGACUGUCAAUAUCGAGGACAUCACCUUUAAGAACUACUACUGUGCCUUUGUGAGCGUGCGGGUCCUGAAGCGGACCCCCGGCCAGGAGGCCCAGUGGUCCACGGCCCUCAGGGACCUCCCUCUCAUGGAGAACCCCCACACCGAGGCCGGGUCGCAGGACUACUACUCCAUCCACCGGGACCAGAUGCUGCUGGUGCCCGACAACGUGGUGUCAGUCAGACUCGUCCUGAGACAGCCCUCCUCAGCCUGGCUGACCUUUAACCUGGAAGACAUCAAAAUACACCCGCACACCCAACCGGCCCCUGUGAAAGAAGUUUCCGAUUGGUUGUCGGAUUUAACCCUCGUUGACCAACACCUGAAUAUGGAGGGUCUCCCGGACCCCCAGGCCGUGUCGUCCAGCAUCCAACAGAUGUGGGCGUUGACCGAGGUGAUGCAGACCAAUCAGACCACCGCGUCCAUCGGCCGCUUCGACGUGGACGGAUGCUACGACAUCAACCUGCUCUGCCUGACCUGAGGCCGGUGGUCGUACGGAGGCUGGCCGGAGCCAGGAUGAAGGGCUGUCGGAGAGACUGAGCCAUGCAUGUCCUUGUGUCACACGUACUGAACACAGCCAGGGGGAGGAACAGACAAUGACCAAAUGUGGUCUUGCUCCAUCACAAAGUGAGGUUAUAGGAACCGAACUGUCCAAUUCUGGCCGAUCACAUGACCCUGGCCCUCAGCCAAUCACAGACACUCCUUACAUUUUAUUUUGUGUAUCAUUAGAGAAACCGAAAGGUCUUUGGAGAGAAAUAAAAUCAUACAAUGUGAAAUAUUCAACA